Candoia aspera is the source of this 2172-nucleotide messenger RNA. RefSeq names its product protein tyrosine phosphatase non-receptor type 2 (gene PTPN2). The record is from RefSeq and is a predicted model, not a curated record. Lineage: Eukaryota; Metazoa; Chordata; Lepidosauria; Squamata; Candoiidae. Gene Ontology annotation, molecular function: protein kinase binding; non-membrane spanning protein tyrosine phosphatase activity. The coding region runs from base 171 to 1445 and encodes 424 amino acids. The transcript has 9 exons. Gene Ontology annotation, biological process: negative regulation of ERK1 and ERK2 cascade; negative regulation of receptor signaling pathway via JAK-STAT; peptidyl-tyrosine dephosphorylation. Gene Ontology annotation, cellular component: cytoplasm; nucleus.
UCGAGAGUCAGGGAGCGCUGAGUGCGUGCGCGGUGCGGAAACUCGUUGAAGGUAACGCGAGCGGCAGAGGGGGCGGGUUUGUCGUCCUCGCCCUGUCAGCAACUGGAGGUAGGUGAUGAAGUUGCCGAUUUCCAGCGGCUCUCCUCCACCCUCUGGCUAUCGCCGCCAUUAUGUCCGUCAUCGCCACUAUAGAACAGGAGUUUCAGGAGGUCGACGCUGCUAACGACUGGCAGCCCCGCUACUUGGAUAUUCGGCAUCAAUCUAGUGAUUAUCCUCAUAAAGUGGCAAAGUAUGCAGAAAACCGAAAUCGGAACAGAUACAGAGAUGUUAGCCCAUAUGAUCACAGUCGUGUAAUACUACAGAACACUGACAAUGAUUACAUCAAUGCCAGCUUGGUGGUUAAUGAAGAAGCUCAAAGAAAUUAUAUAUUAACACAGGGUCCACUUCCUAACACAUGUUGCCAUUUCUGGCUAAUGAUAUGGCAACAACAGACCAAAGCAGUUGUCAUGCUUAAUAGAAUUGUUGAGAAGGAUUCGGUGAAAUGUGCACAGUAUUGGCCAACAAAAGAAGAGGAACCCAUGAUAUUCAGAGAGACGGGGUUUUGUGUAAGGCUAAAAUCUGAAGAUGUCAAAUCAUACUAUACAGUACGACAGCUCCAGCUAGAAAGUAUCAAUACUGGUGAGUCCAGGGUAAUACUCCAUUUUCACUAUACUACAUGGCCAGAUUUUGGAGUUCCUGAAUCCCCAGCUUCAUUCCUCAACUUCUUGUUUAAAGUCAGAGAAUCUGGAUCUCUGAGUUCUGAACAUGGACCUGCAGUCAUUCACUGUAGUGCUGGAAUUGGGCGCUCUGGUACAUUUUCAUUGGUAGACACAUGUCUUAUCAUGAUGGAAAAAAGAAAAGAUCCAUUUCACGUAGAUAUCAAGCAAGUAUUACUGAAUAUGAGAAAAUAUAGGAUGGGACUGAUUCAGACUCCUGAUCAACUAAGAUUUUCAUAUAUGGCUGUAAUAGAAGGAGCAAAAUAUAUAAUGGGGGAUUCCACUAUGCAGUGUCGCUGGAAGGAACUCUCAAGAGAAGACCAAGCACCAAGUUCUGAAUGCUCUCCUCCGCACCCAACUAAACUUACUGCAGAAAAGUACAAUGGGAAUAGCCUGGGUUUAGAAGAACAGGAGCAAGGACAGAACAUAAAUGUUGAUCUGCUCUCUCCCAUACAAAAUGCUUCAGAUACAAAUGAUGACAAGGCUUUACGGAAGCGGCUGCGAGAAGACAAAAAAGCUAACACAGCACAGAUGGUGCAGCAGAUGAAACAUAGGCUGAGUGAAUCUGAAAGAAAAAGAAAAAGGUGGUUAUAUUGGAAGCCUAUUGUUAUUAAGAUUGGAUUUGGUUCAGCCAUAUUUGUUAUAGCUUAUUCUUCCUGGAAAUUGUAUUCCCAGUACAUGCUCAUGUAAGUAAGUGAGCAAUCUUGCAUCUACUAUGAACCUUACAUCCCAUGAUUUAGUGGGAUUUAAAGUGAGUAUAAAUGGAUCCAAGAUUGCUGCCACAUCUGACAGAACAAAUGUGUUUUUACUUCACCAGUGGCAAUUUAACUUGCAGCAUUGAACUCUUGUUAGUCUGAAUGGCCAAGUCACCAGAAGGAUGACCUACAUACAUGAUAUAAGCAAUAAACUGUGUAGUGAUAUUCUGAAUGCAAAAAGUUACAUUUGUAUAUUAAUGUACCAUUAACCAUUUAUACUAUGCAGAGUUAAAACAAAUUUGAUAACUCUCUAUAUAAUCAUUUUGUAAAUAACUGUAUUUUUAAAAGCUACAUUUGUAUAAAUUAUCCAAUAGAAAUGAGUUAUUGGUGCAUCUACCACCACCUUUUCAGGAAUGACUUGGAAAUUUACUUUGACCAUUCCCAAUGCAAUGAUUAAUAAAUUGUUUCAGAAAUUAAAUGUUAGCAAAUAAUUAUUCCACAAUUUCUACUUGUAAGAUGUAUACAUGUAUUUAUGCUUAGCUAUUUUAUUUAAAACAUAUUUGAAAAUAUUUAAUUUUAUAAGUCUACUGGGAGGUUGGAUCUUGUAUCUCAAGCUGCCUCUUUGGAAAAAAUACUUUGUCAAGACUGCAGCUACUGUUGGAAGCCAUAGCUUGUGUUUAAAGCUUAAACAUUCCAUUAAAUGUGAAACAUUUUUGUGGGUC